GUAAGACGCGGGCUCAAGAAUCAUCGCCACAGCAAGCGCGGACAUGUUUGCACACGCAGAAACGGUCUCAACGUCUGGCUUUUCACCGAGCCAAAGCGACGCCACUGUACCUUCAUCAAGAAGCGUGCCGCUGUCCUACACUCUUUACGAACCAGAGGACGGCGAGUCACCGAAAGCGCCCCCUGUUAUAGUCCUGGAUGCUAUCUUCGGCGUCAGAAGUGGUUGGAGCGAGCUUUCGCAAGCCAUUGCCAGUCAGACAGGACGAAAUGUGUACACCGUGGACGCGCGCAACCAUGGGGACAGCCCGCACACCUCCGACAUGGACUACGCGCUCAUGGCUGCCGACAUGGAGCUCUUCAUGCGGGAGCACGGGCUGCCGAAGGCGGCCUUCGUCGGACACAGCAUGGGCGGCCGGACGGUGAUGCGUCUCGCCCUCAAAACGCCAUCCUUGGUCGAGCGAAUAGUGGUCGUGGACGUCGGCCCUUCUUCAGUACCAGCCAUCGUGGGGAACUACCUGAUACCGCAGCAGCUGGACGCCAUGGACGCCGUGCUACCACUACUCUCUGCGGACUUGAGUGUCGAGGAGGCCCACCGAGAGGCUGACCGCAUGCUCGCCGGCAAGGCGACCCUCGAGAAUCCCUCCAUACGCUCGCUCCUGCUGGCCAACUUGCGACGGAACGGGGACCACUACGAGUGGCGAGUGAACGUGAAGGGGGUGAGGGACAACCUGCAGAAGCUCGUGCGCGCCGAGGACCUCAAGGGCCUCACCUCAGACGUCGACGCGCUGUUCAUCUGCGGGGGGCAGUCUCCAUACGUCACGAGCGCUGAGCACGGGGCCAUCCGGCGCGCGUUCCCCAACGCCCGCAUCGUGACCGUCGAAGGCGCGGGCCACUGGGUCCACCGGGACAGGCCCGCGGUUUUCCUGAACCUGGUCAAAAACUUCGUGCCGCAGCAGGAGUGAAUUAUGCCUCGGCGAUAACCUGUCGCUGUGCAGUGUCGCUUUAAUGAUUUGCCCAAAAGCCCAUUGUGCGCCGAUAAGAUGAGCAGUGCCUCCUCUUCUAUUAUUACGUCAGGGUGCGGACACACCGCAGUGUUACAGAGGACGUUGCUUGGCACAUUGCAGUGCAAUGAUGUUAUGGAGGGCAUUGCUGGUUUUAUCAGCUACAGCUUGGCCUAUCGCCCUGAACGCGACGUGUGCUGUUCAGGGCACUGCGGUGAAGAGGCUGCUGUAUUCGAACUGAUCUUCCUCUGCGGGCACGAUCAUAUGCACAAGGAAAGAAUAAAAACAGCUUUCUUCCUAUAUAUUAAACAUAUAUACCUCCC
Dermacentor andersoni is the source of this 1323-nucleotide messenger RNA. RefSeq names its product sn-1-specific diacylglycerol lipase ABHD11-like. The record is from RefSeq and is a predicted model, not a curated record. Gene Ontology annotation, biological process: lipid metabolic process. Gene Ontology annotation, cellular component: mitochondrion. NCBI's taxonomy places the organism in Eukaryota, Metazoa, Arthropoda, Arachnida, Ixodida, Ixodidae. Gene Ontology annotation, molecular function: carboxylic ester hydrolase activity.